AUGGCCUCCUUCUCAAUUAUAAAGAAGAGUCUUUCUAAGAUUUGGCCCAGCCUGCUGCUAGUUCCGAUCAUUUCUGCAGACGCUGUGUUCCAGCCUGCCAUUUCUUGCCAAGAUCUAGCAAGCAGCCUUCACCUGAAUAAUGCGACUAUAUAUUUUGCACAGCUAGUAUCAGCGGGUUCAAAUGUCACUUUCCCAGACCAAGACGAGACUUGUACAACCACGUCGGUGGUGACUACCUCAGAUAUUUGCCGGCUAUCUUUUUCUAUUGCAACAAGCACAAUUAGUGCCGUCAGCCUAGAGGCAUGGCUUCCUCUCAACUGGACAGGCCGUUUCCUAGCCACGGGCAACGGAGGACUCAACGGUUGCAUCAAGUAUCAAGAUUUGGCAUACGGGACUUCUCAAGGUUUCGCCACCGUUGGAACAAAUAAUGGCCACAACGGGACAUCAGGCGAACCACUCUACAACAAUCCCGGAUCGAUCGAGGACUACGUAUACCGAUCAAUUUACCUUGAGGCAACUGUCGGGAAACAAAUUGUAAACACUUUCUAUGGCAGACCUCACUCUAAGUCGUAUUAUCUGGGAUGUUCGACUGGCGGCAGACAAGGCUUCAAGGCUGCUCAAGACUUCCCAGAGGAGUUUGACGGUAUUCUUGCUGGCGCACCAGCCUUUUCCAUGACAUCUCUGUUUUAUGCGAGCGCCCAGCCCUACCUUUAUACCGAGGACGAGUGGCGCCUUGUAGGAGAGGACAUGGUUAAGCAAUGCGACAAACUUGACGGUGUGCUUGAUGGAAUUCUGGAAGACCCUGAACUUUGCCAAUAUCGGCCCGAGUCUUUGAUAUGUGCGAAAAAUCAGACCACUGGUUGCCUGACCGGGGCGCAGGUAGAGACUGUGCGCUCCGUCUUCUCACCGACAUAUGGGCCUGAUGGCAAGUUCAUUUAUCCGCGGAUUCAGCCUGCAAAGGACAUGCCUUACGCUUACUACCUUUCCGGUGAGCCCUUCGCCUACAGUACCGACUGGUAUCGCUACGUCGUGUACAAGGACCCUUCUUGGGAUCCAGCGACCCUGAGCCCCGCAGAUUGGCCGCCGUUGUUGGAGACCGACACACACAAUGUGGCGACUUGGAAGGGGGAUCUGUCGCCAGCGCGAGAUGCCGGAACGAAGAUCCUUCAUUACCAUGGUCUCGAGGACACGGUCAUCACCAGCGAGAACUCAGCACGCUACUACAACCACGUGUCGCGCACAAUGGAGCUGACGUCGGCCGAGCUGGACGAGUUCUAUCGGUACUUCCGCAUUUCUGGAAUGAACCACUGCCGAGGAGGAAACGGGGCGUCUAUAAUUGGCGCCAGCGGGGGAUAA
Clonostachys rhizophaga is the source of this 1356-nucleotide messenger RNA. NCBI's taxonomy places the organism in Eukaryota, Fungi, Ascomycota, Sordariomycetes, Hypocreales, Bionectriaceae. The record is from the annotation of a GenBank genome assembly.